Colias croceus (clouded yellow) is the source of this 1582-nucleotide messenger RNA. RefSeq names its product 2-oxoglutarate and iron-dependent oxygenase JMJD4 homolog (gene JMJD4). Gene Ontology annotation, cellular component: cytoplasm; nucleus. The transcript has 2 exons. NCBI's taxonomy places the organism in Eukaryota, Metazoa, Arthropoda, Insecta, Lepidoptera, Pieridae. Bases 385 to 1563 code for a protein of 392 amino acids. Gene Ontology annotation, biological process: negative regulation of gene expression; positive regulation of translational termination; protein hydroxylation. Gene Ontology annotation, molecular function: sequence-specific DNA binding; histone H4R3 demethylase activity. The record is from RefSeq and is a predicted model, not a curated record.
UAGGAACGUCACGAGUAAUUGAUUAUUGAAGAGUAGGUACCAAAUAGAUAUUAAAUUUACAAUCCUAUAAUCUUGCACUAUACCUACAAAUAAUUAAAAAAGAGUGGUAUAAAUUAUAAAUAUCAAGUUAAAGAUAACAACAGACUACCUAUUUAUAGGAAUGUUUGCUUCAAGUUUACUUCAGUUAAUUUCUUCCAUCGAGCUAAUAUUUUUCAAGUGGCAUGGUAUUAUUACGUAGUAUUUUUUAUUUGAUUCAUGAAUGAGUAUUUUCCAGAUGUAGUAAUGAAAGUUUUAUUCAUGAGAUUUCAAAUUGAAAUAUGUACCUACUGAGCAAUUGAUGAAAAUUAAUUAAAAACAUAAUAAUCAUAAUAUAAGUAUAUUAAAAUGCAAACUUUAGAAAUAAAUAACAUCCACAGAAGUAUUUUUCAAACUCAGCCAAAUUAUUGUCAAAUACCAGUUGUUGACUAUAAAAAUUUACCAUACGACACCUUUUUUGAAAAAUUCAUGUUACCGAAUGCUCCAGUUAUAAUUCAAAAUAUAUGUAAUGAAUGGGAGUCUUCCAAACAUUGGGUUGUGAAUGACAAAAUCAAUUAUGAUUAUUUUAUAACUAACUAUGGAGAAUUUGAAGCUCCAAUAGCAGACUGCAACAAAAUUAACUUCAAUGCUCAAUGCAAAUGUGAUAUGAAAAUAAUAGACUAUAUAAACUAUUUAAAGAAUGAAAAUAAACAAGAGGUUUUGUACCUUAAGGACUGGCAUUUGAAAGCAACUUUACAAAAGGAAAAUCUUGCUUAUAAUUUUUACAAAGUCCCUACAUGUUUUGCUUCUGAUUGGCUAAAUGAAUAUGCUGAAGAUAUGCAAGAAGAUGAUUUCAGAUUUGUUUAUAUAGGUCCAAAAGAUUCAUGGACACCAUUACAUGCAGAUGUGUAUUCCUCAUACAGCUGGUCAGUGAAUGUUGUUGGUAGAAAAAAAUGGGUUCUCUUUCCACCAGGAGAAGAAGAAAAACUAAAAGAUACCCUUGGCAAUUUGCCACUACUUUUCAACACACAAGAUCAUAAAAAUAUAAAAUACUUUGAAAUAAUUCAAGAAAAAGGAGAUGCAAUAUUUGUACCAUCUGGAUGGUACCAUCAAGUUUUUAAUUUACAUGAUACUAUAUCUGUAAAUCAUAACUUUAUUAAUUCAUGUAAUAUAGAGAAAGUCUGGAUGGCAUUACUAAAGAAUUUGGAAGAUGUAGAGAAAGAAAUAGCAGAAUUUAAGGACAGCCCAGAAUUUGUUAGUCAAUGUCAAGUGAUUUUAAAAUCCUUAUUUGGUAUGGAUAUGCAAAUUUUUGUUAAUUUUAUUAUCUACAUUGCUAAAAAACGAGUAAAUCAAAUGCAUGGUAAAAAGUUUACAGUAUUUAAUGAUUAUACAUUUGGCAAUAACCAUAUUGCAUUUGACUUAAAGAUUCUAUUAAAAAUCUUAAAAUACAUUGAUGACCAUCCCUUAAUUAACAAUAAAAUUAUAAGCCAAGAUUUAAUAUCUGAACACCAUGAUAUUAUAAAAAAAAUAUCUGAAAUAAUGAAAUAAAUAGAUGUUUUAAAGAUUA